Nerophis ophidion (straightnose pipefish) is the source of this 2939-nucleotide messenger RNA. It is a transcript of the gene sec62, whose product is annotated as SEC62 homolog, preprotein translocation factor. Lineage: Eukaryota; Metazoa; Chordata; Actinopteri; Syngnathiformes; Syngnathidae. The coding region runs from base 85 to 1212 and encodes 375 amino acids. The record is from RefSeq and is a predicted model, not a curated record. Gene Ontology annotation, cellular component: endoplasmic reticulum; endoplasmic reticulum membrane. Gene Ontology annotation, biological process: post-translational protein targeting to membrane, translocation. The transcript has 8 exons.
UGAAAAUGUCCUUGCCGUUCGCGUGAACUCUCGCGAUACUUGCCGCCGCGCGAACCCGCAGGAAGAAGCUGAGCUGGAGGGAUCAUGGCGGAGCGCAGGAGGCACAAGAAGCGGAUCCAGGAGGUGUGCGAGCUAACUAAGGAGGAGAAAGUGGUGGCCAAGCAUCUGCGCUUCAACUGUCCCACCAAGUCCACCACCAUGAUGGGCCACCAAAAGGUCGACUACUUCAUCGCCUCCAAGGCGGUGGAUUGUCUGCUGGACUCCAAGUGGGCCAAAGCCAAGAAGGGAGAAGAGGCGCUCUUCACCAGCAGAGACUCCGUGCUGGACUACUGCAACAGACUUCUCAAGAAGCAGUUCUUCCAGCGUGCUCUGAAAGUGAUGAAGAAGAAGUCAGAGAAGGACAAGAAGACCAAGGGGGACAGCGGCAAAGAGGAGGAAAAGAAAGCGAAGGAGAAGAACAAGAAGAAGGAGGCGGACACGGGCAGCGAGAGCAAGAAGGACACUAAAAGCGAUGAUAGUCCAGGAAGUCCCAAAAAGAAGAAAGAGGUGAAGAAGAAGUUCAAGCUGGAGCUGCACGAGGAUCAAAUGUUCCUGGAUGGAAACGAGGUCUACGUGUGGAUUUACGACCCCGUGCCCUUCAAGUCCUUCGCCAUGGGGCUGAUCCUGGUCAUCGCCGUCAUCGCCGCCACGCUCUUCCCGCUGUGGCCGGCAGAAAUGCGCGUGGGCGUGUACUACUUGAGCGUCGCCGCCGGAUGCUUCGUGGCCAGCAUUUUUCUCCUGGCUGUCGCUCGCUGCAUCCUCUUCCUCUUCAUCUGGAUGGUGACCGGCGGCCGCCAUCACUUCUGGUUCCUUCCCAACCUGACAGCCGACGUGGGCUUCAUCGACUCCUUCCGCCCGCUCUACACCCACGAGUACAAAGGCCCGCGGGGCGGCGCCAAGAAGGGCGGCAAGGACGAGGGCCAGAAAUCCGACAGCGACGACAAGUCCGACAGCGAGAAGAAAGACGAGGAGGAGGAGGAAGAGGAAGAGGGGGAGGAGGUAAAAGAGGCGGGGCUAGAGGACACAGACAGCGACCGCAGGGAGGAAGAAGGCUCGCAGCACAGCAACGGCAACGACUUUGAGAUGAUCACCAGAGAUGAACUGGACCAGCACACGGAAGAGGACGAGGAGAACCAAGAACCAGGAGACAGUGACACGGACCUUCAGACAUAAACUUCCUCUUCCUCCCUCCCACUAAAUGUCCACCUCACAGCUCCAGGACUGAAAUAACUAAGAAAAGGUUUGAUCUCUUCUUGACAAUAUUUGCUUUGAUUCCUUCGGUGUCACGGCGAGACAAAACCAGGGACCAAACUAUGCUGGGCUUUUUCCACACCAAGUAGUUAAGUUUGGUGGGAAAGUCCAAGUCCGGUUUGAAGGUGCCAAAUGGGCUGGGAAUGUGACAAAGAGCACAGUUGCCACAAUGAAAAUUGAUCAUUUUUAACAAUGAAUACAAAGGCCUACUGAAACCCACGCAGUCUGAUAGUUUAUAUAUCCAUCAUGAAAUAUUAACAUUGCAACACAUGCCAAUAUGGCCACGUUACUUUAAUAAAUUGCAAUUUUAAAUUUCCCGCCAAAUGUCGUGUUGAAAUCGUCACGGCAUGACGACGCGUGCGUGUGAAGUCUCAGGUUGUAGCGGACACUAUUUUCCAGCCCGAUCCCAGCUAUAAGUAGUCUGCUUUAAUCGCAUGAUUACACAGUAUUCUGGACAUCUGUGUUGCAAUUUGUUCAAUUAAUAAUGAAGACGUCAAAGAAGAAAGAUGUAGGUGGGAAGCCUUUAGCCACACAAACAUAGCCGGUGUUUCCUUGUUAAAAAUUCCCGAAGGUGAAGCUUUACUAUGGAUCAGAGCGGUCAAGAAAACAUUGAUCCCGACUACAUGUCAACCGGCAGUAUUUCAGUGAGAAAAUUGUGGUAAUAAGUCGGCUCGUACCGUAGUUAUGAGUGUAGUUAUGGCGUCCUCCUGCAGCAGCUGCGGACUAUUACCUCCUCCCACCUGAGACACUGGCGGUCACCACACUCAUGGCCACACCCCUCCGACUGUCAGGUACUAUAUAAUCUCACUAAAACACUAGCAACACAAUCAGUUAAGAGAUUUUCCAGAAUUAUCCUAGUAAAUUUGUCUAAUAACACUGCCCUGUCAUUUUUUUUUUCUAGUCCUUCCCUCUCAAUAUCCUCAUCCACAAAUCUUUCAUCCUCGCUCAAAUUAAUGGGGAAAUCGUUGCUUUCUCAGUCCGAAUCGCUCUCGCUGCUGGUGGCCAUGAUUGUAAACAAAGUGGGGAUGUGAAGAGCUCCACAACCCGUGACAUCACGUGCACAUCGUCUGCUACUUCCGGUACAGGCAAGGCUUUUUUAGUGACCAAAAGUUGCGCACUUUAUGGUGGAUGUUCUCUACUAAGUCCUUUCAGCAAAAAUAUGGCGAAAUGAUCAAGUAUGACACAUAAAUGGAGCUGCUAUCCCCUUUUGAAUAAGAAAGUCUCAUUUCAGUAGGCCUUUAAGCAAACAAUUAUGCAUACCAUGUCUGCCUCCUGUCUUCUACUCUAUUAGGAGCGUGUAUUCCCUGUCUACUUUUUCUUUUUGUAUCAAUUCAUUUAGUUCCUCCCUCUUUUUAAUUUAUUCCACUUUUUUAUAAGUUUAUUAAUUCUGACAUCUGCCUCUCUCCUACUCUCGUACAUCAUUUAUUAGUACUGUAUGUAUAUAUAUUUACACCUGCUGCCUGUCAUCACACACUUCUGCCAGCAGGGGGCGACACACACCCGUAGACGUCGAUGUUUUUUGUCUUCUAGUCAGCAUUACUCUCUUCAUGCAAUACUAGUAGUAUUGUUGUAAAAAUGUGAUAAAAGGACAAAAAGCAUGCUGAGGUGUGCCUGCCGCAGCUCACAAUAAAGCAGCAAAAACUCUUUAA